Molecule: messenger RNA, 38910 nt
Organism: Coregonus sp. 'balchen'
Lineage: Eukaryota; Metazoa; Chordata; Actinopteri; Salmoniformes; Salmonidae
Source: the annotation of a GenBank genome assembly
AUCAUCACUCCGUGUCGCCGGCUAAUUCUGUGUGCGGAGAACAGGAAAGAGAUGGAGGACUGGAUGGCAGCCCUGAAGAGCGUUCAGAACAGAGAACACUUUGAGGUGAGGGCAAGGUCACAGAUUCAGAGGUCAGGGGUCACUAUUUUCUCCCUCUCUUCUCAUCCAAUCCCCCAGGGUACGUCCCAAUAAUCUCUACUUCCUCCUGAAGUGUGCACUCAUACACUACUCCACAUCAAUUUUAAAGCAUUGGAUUGGUGUAACCAUGGGCUAAAGGGAGUUUCCAUAUACCAGAUAGGUGAACACAAUGCUUUGGGAAAGCAGAGAUACUUGUGACACCCCCUCUCAAAUUGACCCCUGGACCCUACCCUCCUAGCCUAGGCACUUGUAUGGAAGCUCCGAUUUGACCUUUGGUAGGUUAGUUGGAAGUUUUGCCGUAUCGUUAUUGCCUUGCUAAUACAGUGAGGGAAAAAAGUAUUUGAUCCCCUGCUGACUUUGUACGUUUGCUCACUGACAAAGACAUGAUCAGUCAAUAAUUUGAAUGGUAGGUUUAUUUGAACAGUGAGAGACAGAAUAACAACAAAGAAAUCCAGAAAAACGCAUGUCAAAAAUGUUAUAAAUUGAUUUGCAUUUUAAUGAGGGAAAUAAGUAUUUGACCCCUCUGCAAAACAUGACUUAGUAUUUGGUGGCAAAACCCUUGUUGGCAAUCACAGAGGUCAGACGUUUCUUGUAGUUGGCCACCAGGUUUGCACACAUCUCAGGAGGGAUUUUGUCCCACUCCUCUUUGCAGAUCUUCUCCAAGUCAUUAAGGUUUCGAGCCUGACGUUUGGCAACUCGAACCUUCAGCUCCCUCCACAGAUUUUCUAUGGGAUUAAGGUCUGGAGACUGGCUAGGCCACUCCAGGACCUUAAUGUGCUUCUUCUUGAGCCACUCCUUUGUUGCCUUGGCCGUGUGUUUUGGGUCAUUGACAUGAUGGAAUACCUAUCCACGACCCAUUUUCAAUGCCCUGGCUGAGGGAAGGAGGUUGACACCCAAGAUUUGACGGUACAUGGCCACGUCCAUCGUCCCUUUGAUGCAGUGAAGUUGUCCUGUCCCCUUAGCAGAAAAACACCCCCAAAGCAUAAUGUUUCCACCUCCAUGUUUGACGGUGGGGAUGGUGUUCUUGAGGUCAUAGGCAGCAUUCCUCCUCCUCCAAACACGGCGAGUUGAGUUGAUGCCAAAGAGCUCGAUUUUGGUCUCAUCUGACCACAACACUUUCACCCAGUUCUCCUCUGAAUCAUUCAGAUGUUCAUUGGCAAACUUCAGACGGGCCUGUAUAUGUGCUUUCUUAAGCAGGGGGACCUUGCGGGCGCUGCAGGAUUUCAGUCCUUCACGGCGUAGUGUGUUACCAAUUGUUUUCUUGGUGACUAUGGUCCCAGCUGCCUUGAGAUCAUUGACAAGAUCCUCCCGUGUAGUUCAGGGCUGAUUCCUUACCGUUCUCAUGAUCAUUGCAACUCCACAAGGUGAGAUCUUGCAUGGAGCCCCAGGCCGAGGGAGAUUGACAGUUAUUUUGUGUUUCUUCCAUUUGCGAAUAAUCGCACCAACUGUUGUCACCUUCUCAACAAGCUGCUUGGCGAUGGUCUUGUAGCAAAUUCCAGCCUUGUGUAGGUCUACAAUCUUGUCCCUGACAUCCUUGGAGAGCUCUUUGGUCUUGGCCAUGGUGGAGAGUUUGGAAUCUGAUUGAUUGAUUGCUUCUGUGGACAGGUGUCUUUUAUACAGGUAACAAGCUGAGAUUAGGAGCACUCCCUUUAAGAGUGUGCUCCUAAUCUCAGCUCGUUACCUGUAUAAAAGACACCUGGGAGCCAGAAAUCUUUCUGAUUGAGAGGUGGUCAAAUACUUAUUUCCCUCAUUAAAAUGCAAAUCAAUUUAUAACAUUUUUGACAUGCGUUUUUCUGGAUUUUUGUUGUUGUUAUUUUGUCUCUCACUGUUCAAAUAUACCUACCAUUAAAAUGAUAGACUGAUCAUUUCUUUGUCAGUGGGCAAACGUACCAAAUCAGCAGGGGAUCAAAUACUUUUUUCCUUCACUGUAAAUGUAUAUCUACGCUAAUGUCUGCACUGGGUUUCUUAACCAGGGUCCUGUUGGACUGACGGGUGCAAACAUUUUUUUAUUAUAGCCCAACACUAACACACCUGAUUCAACUUCUCAUCGAAACAUUAAGCCUUUGAUUAGUUGAAUCAAGUGUAGCCUAUUAGUGGUGGAUAAGAAGAACAGAAAUCUAAUCAUCUGUAGGGCCCCAGAUCAGGGCUGCUUCCCAAAUGGGACCCUAUUUCCUAUAAAGUGCACUACUACCUUUGACCAGGGCCCAUAGGGCUCUGUAUAGGGUGCCAUUUGGGAUGCAACCCAGGAUGAAGAAAUCCUGAAAGGAGUAGUGGUUAGGGGACGAUUUAGGACUUAUUUCCCCUCUCUUGUCUCCUCCCAGUCCACCCAGUAUAGCAUGGACCACUUCUCUGGGAUGCAUAACUGGUACGCCUGCUCCCACGCCCGCCCCACCUACUGCAAUGUGUGCCGUGAGGCCCUCUCCGGAGUCACUUCGCACGGACUGUCCUGUGAAGGUACGUACCGCUCUGAACACAUACACACUACCCUGGCUAUAUGCUAGCUAAAGGUUUUCACGGAUCCACCUGUACCUGAAUACCUGAGACCCAAUCGGGAGGGAGGGAGGGAGAGAGGGAGAGAGAGAGAUUCCCCCCCUCCCUCCAGGGCUCGGUUCUAGGCCCUCUUCUCUCUAUACAUCAAGUCACUCGGCUCCGUCAUAUCCUCACAUUUAGUCACGGUAAUUAGGCUUCUCCAAGCUCUGAUGCUGCUGCUGGUCAUUAGUAGCCUACCAAACUUGCUAAUUGCCUGGUACUCAGCACUCUAUUGUCACUCUAACAUCAAUGCAAAUGUCUUCGAAAAUCUAAUCAAACACUUCAUGAGAGCCCAUGAGCACAUGUUGCGCAACAUUUCUAUAGGCUAUGCAAUUUCACGAGAAAACAGAGUGAUGGCCUCUACUAAAAAGAGGAGGAUCCCAUCAGCUUACUAUAGGCUUACUAUAUUUCUUUCUCAACUUUCCUAAUAUUAAGCACAUUGCUUAUAUUUACAACAGGAGUAUAGCCUACCUGACUGGCAUGAAAAUGAACCACACGAAAAGCGUCCUCCAUUCGCUAUUUAAGUGCAUAGAUGACAUGGGUUUUUUUCCCCACUGCCCCUAUUUUGAUACAGGUGCAUGAUAAUGGUCCAUUCUAAAUCAAAACAAAUUUCACACAUACACUACCAUUGAAAAGUUUGGGGUCACUUAGAAAUGUCCAUACAUGAAAUUAGUUUGAAUAGAAAAUAUAGCAAAAUGCAUAGGAAAUGUAGUCAUUGACAAGGUUAGAAAUAAUGAUUUUUAAUAUAAAUAAUAAUUGUGUCCUUCAAACUUUGCUUUCGGCAAAGAAUCCUCCAUUUGUAGCAAUUACAGCCUUGCAGACCUUUGGCAUUCUAGUUGUCAAUUUGUUGAGGUAAUCUGAAGAGAUUUCACCCCAUGCUUCCUGCUCCCACAACAGCUCAAUAGGGUUGAGAUCCAGUGACUUUGCUGGCCACUCCAUUAUAGACAGAAUACCAGCUGACUACUUCUUCCCUAAAUAGUUAUUGCAUAGUUUGGAGCUGUGCGUUGGGUCACUGUACUGUUGUUGGAGGAAAUUGGCUCCAAUCAAGCGCCGUCCACAGGGUAUGGCAUGGUGUUGCAAAAUGGAGUGAUAGCCUUCCUUCUUCAAGAUCCCUUUUACCCUGUACAAAUCUCCCACUUUAUCACCACCAAAGCACCCCUAGACCAUCACAUUGCCUCCACCAUGCUUGACAGAUGGCAUCAAGCACUCCUCCAGCAUCUUUUCAUUUGGCCUGUGUCUCACAAAUGUUCUUCUUUGUGAUCCGAACGCCUCAAACUUCAAUUCGUCUGUCCAUAUCACUUUUUUUGCAAUCUUCCUCUGUCCAGUGUGUCUGUUUUUUUGCCCAUCUUAAUCUUUUCUUUUUAUUGGCCAGUCUGAGAUAUGACUUUUUCUUUGCAACUCUGCCUAGAAGGUCAGCAUCCCGGAGUCGCCUCUUCACUGUUGACGUUGAGACUGGUGUUUUGCGGGUACUGUUUAAUGAAGCUGCCAGUUGAGGACCUGUGAGGUGUCUGUUUCUUAAACUAGACACUGUAAUGUAUUUGUCCUCUUGCUCAGUUGUGCACCGGGGCCUCCCACUCCUCUUUCUAUUCUAGUUAGAGCCAGUUUGCGCUGUUCUGUGAAGGGAGUAGUACACAGCGUUGUACAAGAUCUUCAGUUUCUUGGCAAUUUCUCGCAUGUAAAAGCCUUCAUUUCUCAGAACAAGAAUAGACUGACGAGUUUCAGAAGAAAGUUCUUUGUUUCUGGCCAUUUUGAGCCUGUAAUCGAACACACAAUUGCUGAUGCUCCAGAUACUCAACUAGUCUCAAGAAGGCCAGUUUUAUUGCUUCUUUAAUCAGCACAACAGUUUUCAUCUGUGCUAACAUAAUUGCAAAAGGGUUUUCUAAUGAUCAAUUAGCCUUUUAAAAUGAUAAACUUGGAUUAGCAAACACAACGUGCCAUUGGAACAGAGGACUGAUGGUUGCUGAUAAUGAGCCUCUGUACGCCUAUGUAGAUAUUCCAUAAAAAAUCUGCCGUUUCCAGCUACAAUAGCCAUUUACAUUAACAAUGUCUACACUGUAUUUCUGAUGAAUUUGAUGUUAUUUUAAUGGAUAAAAAAAUUGCUUUUCUUUUGAAUACAAGGACAUUUCUAAGUGACCCCAAACUUUUGAACGGUAGUGUAUAUUAUUUUGUAUAUGUAAAGACAAGAUUAAAUCAAGAAUAGUCUGAUGGGUGACAAUAUUAGCCUAUCACUUGUGAAUUAUAUAUUUUCACUUGUGAAUGAUGCCCAGCAUAAGAAACAAUGCCUUUUUUUUGCGACUUUUUCUAAUCAUAGUCGCACACCUCAUAGCCCUUAGGCCUAUAUGUUUUGAUAAGGUUUGUAUCACAACUAAAGUGGCAAAAUAACUUCUUAAAAUGAAGCACAUUAAUCCACUUUACAAGGGGUGUAGAGCCUAACUGGCAUACAUAAGCAGCGCGUGAGUUUGGGGAAGAUAAUUUUCACCAUAAAAAUGCACCUUUAUAAUAAAAUCAUUACAUGAAUAAUUUAAUUUGCAGUCACUUUUGAUAACAUUUUAUCAACAUUUUAAGCUAAACGUUCUGAUCUGUUGCGUCAGCCACAUCGCGUGAAAAGUUUUUUGGGAUGCUAGUGGUUGUAUUAAUUUGGGAUCUAUCGCAUCCCACAACUGUCCCAGACUAUGUUUGGAAUAUGUAUUUAUUGCACAGAAUAGAAUAGGUCAACUUUUGUACUAUGGGGGAUAGUAGAUUGACAUAGGCUAGUGCUUUUGCUGUUCGUUAGGCUUACUCAUCUUGUUGACUGAUGAAAAGUAAAUGUGGACAGUUCUUCCAAUAUCUUCAAAAUGCACCUCGGAAUUGGAUAAGGACGCGCGCAAUUGCGUCCCCGAUGUGUCUGUCUUCACUUGUAGCCUGUGAGAAAGACACGAUCACGUGAUGGAGAGCCAUGUGAGUGAGAGGUGAUUCGGCGCACUCAGGGAGAAGGGCACAACGGCCACUGGCUGCAAAAGGCAUGGAUUUUUUUAGGGUGUAUUACGGCCACACAAAGGGGAUGCCGCCAUGAAAUUCUAGGCAUUAUCAAGUGCUUGUCAAAUUGUGAAUGAGAGACUGAUGUAGAGUGUACAGCCUGCGUCAAAAAACAAAGCAGAGCUCAUGCCUUUCAAGCAACUUUUUUUUAAAUCAUCAUUAGUUGCAUCAUGCAGCCUUACAAUGUAUUAAAAAUCAAAACAUAUAGCCCAAUGUUUGUAGAACAACUAAAGUUACAUUAAUAACUCUAAAGUAAGCAGAUAGGAAUACCUAUUUAUUUGUUAACCGCUCAACACAGAAUAGCUGUAUGUGCGCACUCCCUCAAAUCGUUUGGAGAAAAUAUCCUUUCUAUUUUAUUCAGCUUUGUUCAAUUGUAUUCUUCAUACUAUAAAAUAAUGCCACGGAAUUCUAAGCAAAUCUUGUCUGCUAAAUGAACUAGUGUAGCCCACAGCCAUUUGUCAUAGCCAGAUCAGGACCUAACAUAAGGACAACUCAGAGUAUGCUAUUCUGUUCUUCUGAAAUAGACUACAUUUUCUUCAUAUCAUGCUUCUUUAGACCUGUCUAAAAUAAAUAAUGGAUUUAUUGUGAAGGUGUAGGCUACAUUACAUGGAUUUAUUAGACUUUUUAAAAUGUGGAUGUUCCAAAGGUCUGCAUCAGAGGCUUGUAGGCUAUGUGUGGAAGCCAGUAGAUGCUAAAUGUGGCCUGCCCGCUCAAAGACCUCUCUGUCACGGUUGACAACUCCAGUCGCCCACCCAGAGUGCAAAGAACCUUGGCGUGACCCUGGACAACACCCUGUCGUUCUCUGCAAACAUCAAAGCAGUGACCCGCUUCUGCAGGUUCGUACUUUACAAUAUCCGUAGAGUACGACCCUACAUCACACAGGAAGCGGCGCAGGUCCUAAUCCAGGCACUUGUCCUCUCCCGUCUGGACUACUGCAACUCGCUUUUGGCUGGGCUCCCCGCUUGUGCCAUCAAACUCCUGCAACUUAUCCAGAACACUGCAGCCCACCUGGUUUUCAACCUUCCCAAGUUCUCUCAUGUCACCCUGCUCCUCCGCACACUCCACUGACUUCCAGUCGAAGCUCGCAUCCACUACAAGACCAUGGUGCUUACCUACGGAACAGCAAGAGAAACUGCCCCCCCUACCUUCAGGCUAUGCUCAAACCCUACACGCUAACCAAAGCACUGAGUUCUGCCACCUCAGGUCUCUUGGCCCUCCCACCCCUACUGGAGGGCAGCUCCCGCUCAGCCCAGUCCAAGCUCUUCUCUGUCCUGGCACCCCAGUUGUGGAACCAGCUUCCCCCUGAAGCUAGGACAGCAGAGUCCCUGCCCAUCUUCCGAAAACAUCUGAAACCCUACCUCUUCAAACAGUAUCUUAAAUAAUCCUCCUCCUCACCUCACUAUAUUUUGUGGUUUUGGCUCUGUACUCCAGCACUUUGGAAAUGAUACAAUGACUAUGAGGUUAAAGUGCAGCCUGUCAGCUUUAAUUAGAGGGUAUUUUCAUUAAUAUCGGGUGAACCGUUUAGAAAUUACAGCACUAUUUGUACAUAGUCCAUCCAUUUUAGGGAACAAGAUUGAGAAAGUUAGACGCACAAAUAUCAUAACCCCCCCCAAAAAAUGCUAACCUCUCCUGUUAUUGUAAUGGUGAGGUUAGCAUGUCUUGGGGGUAUGAUAUUUGUGGCUAACUUUCUCACUCAUUAUUAUUCCCGAUUUAUUCUGGAUUAUCCGUAAUCAUGGUUGCAUCUACAUUCAUGUAGAAGUGUUUAGAAAUAUAUUAUAUUAUUAUUUACAAUAAAAGUGAUUAAAAUGACACAAUUAUUUACCAUUAAUUUCUAAUGAGCACAAAAUAAUCUGAAACCCAACCAAAACAAACAGCAAAUGCAUCCAGCUAAUUUGUUGAGUCACAAGCUUGAUGUAGUCAUUGCAUGCUAUGAAUAUGGGACCAAAUACUUUACUUUUUACUACUUUAAAACACAUUUAAGGGAAUUUGUCCCAAUACUUUUGGUCCCCUAAAAUGGGGGGACUAUAUACAAAAAGUGCCUUAAACUUAAGGCUGACAGUCAGCACUUUAACCUCAUAGUAAUUAUAUACAGUAAUUUCAGUGCUGGAGUAGUAAGUCGCUCUGGAUAAGAGCGUCUGCUAAAUGACUAAAAUGUAAAAUGUAAAUGAGUAGAGUCAUAACAACAAAGAAUCUGUCACUGUCCCGGUACUUUUGGAGCUCACUGUAUGUGAUUGCAUCUCAAUUAAUUGAAGCAAUGAAAUGAUUGUUAUUUUCAAAUACAAUCUCUUUUUGGGCUUACUUGUGGUUCAUUUGCCGUGUUCAAAUGAUUAUAAUUAUGUUCCAGCCUCCCGACCUGCCGCUCUGAUAAAAAUCAGCCCGCAGCUGAAUCUUGUUGCCUACCCCUGCCCUAGAGGGUUGUGACUGUCCUUCCCCAACACCCACCACUCAAAGCUACUUCUUUCCAAACGGCCUAUUACAGCACAACUAUACCUCCACUCCCCCUAUAUACACACACACACUCCAAAAGCUAGAGUCACCUGCCAAAAGCCAUAAACGGACUUAAAAGGGGACCAUUGUUCAUUCUGAGAGAGGAAUUGCUGCUUUUCUUCAGUUAACCCCAGAUGCUGGCACAUACAUCUGACACUGUCCCAGACCCUUUAUCUUCUCCAAAAAGCUCAAAAACAUACAUCUCUCCUCUUGGCUUUCUUAGAAGGAGCCUCAGGAAUGUAUAUGGAGCUCAGUAGGGGGAGAAUGAUCCAAAAUUGCUGUAUAUCACAGUUUGGGCCUUGAAGGCACAUUGUAUCAUUGUGGAAAGUGGGUUAAACUGCUGCUGCUGAUCUGUCCCAAAUGCCCCCUAUUCCCUGUGUAGUGCGCUACUUUGGCCUCAUUGGACUCUGGUCAAAGUAGUGCACUAUAUAAGGAAUAAGGCCAUUUGGGAUGCUCACUACAUCUGUUCACGCAACACUGUAAUGCAAUGCGUCAAGGAAGUGAAAUGCUAUAGCCAACACAUAGUAUCAGGGUGAUGUUUAGUAACUUCACCCUCGUGUUAUUCUAUCCAAACCUCACUGUCAAAGGUAAUGUUAUCUAUCUAACACACCAUCUGUCUCUGUGUACUGGUGUAACGCUAAAUCAGUGUGCGUCUGUGCGUCUGUCUCUUUGUCUGUGUGUGUGUGUGUGUGUGUCAAUCUGAUGCAUUUCUCCUUCCCACAGUGUGUAAAUUCAAGGCCCACAAACGUUGUGCUGUCCGAGCCACUAACAACUGCAAGUGGACUACUCUGGCAUCCAUUGGGAAGGACAUCAUCGAAGAUGAGGAUGGGGUGAGUGCUAAUCUUGGGUCAGUUUUGCAUCUUCCCCACUAAUGGUUGAGGUUAGGAUUGGGGGAGGGAAAGCUGAUCCUAGAUCUGUACCUAGGGGAAACUUCACCCCGGAGCUGUGUGAGGGCUCCUCAAAAAUGGGGUUACUGUUCAGAGAUGUCCCCUGUACCCCUGCUAGAGAGGAUUGCAGUACAGCUGGUUUAUUAAACAUAAUUGUACAUUAUGCAAAAGCAUACAUAAAAUAAAAUGUUAGUUUUAUGAAGACAUAUUGUGCAACCUACACAUUUACACUGAACAAUAAUAUAAGCGCAACAUGUAAAGUGUUAGUCCCCUAUUUCAUGAGCUAAAAUAAAAGAUCCCAGAAAUGUUCCAAAGCGUAUUUCUCUCAAAUUUUUGCCACAUAUUUCUUUCCGCCCCUGUUAGUGAGCAUUCACCUGACAGGUGUGGCCAAUCAAGAAGCUGAUUAAACAGCAUGAUCAUUACACAGGUCCACCAGGCCACUUUAAAAUGUGCAGUUUUGUCAAACAACACAAUGCCACAGAUGUCUCAAGUUUUGAGGGAGCGUACAAUUGGCAUGCUGACUGCAGGAAUGUCCACCAGAGCUGUUGCCAAAUAAUUUAAUGUUAAUUUCUCUACCAUAAGCCACCUGAAUCCCAGUUUCAACAGUACCGGCAGAUGGCAGAUAGCGUGUAUGGUUUCUUGUGGGCGAGCGGUUUGCUGAUGUCACCGUUGUGAACAGUUUGCCCCAUGGUGGCGGUGGGGGUAUGGGCAGGCAUAAGCUAUGGACAACGAACACAAUUGCAUUUUAUGGAUGGCAAUUUGAAUGCACAGAGAUACCAUGACGAGAUCCUGAGGCCAAUUGUCGUGCCAUUCAUCCGCCGUCAUCACCUCAUGUUUCAGCAUGAUAAUGCACUGCCCCAUGUCGCAAGGAUCUGUACACAAUUCCUGGAAGCUGAAAAUGUCCCAGUUCUUCCAUGGCCUGCAUACUCAUCAGACAUGUCACCCAUUGAGCAUGUUUGGGAUGCUCUGGAUCGACGUGUACGAAAGCAUGUUACAGUUCCCGCCAAUAUCCAGCAACUUCGCACAGCCAACUUCCACAGGCCACAAUCAACAGUCUGAUCAACUCUAUGAGAAGGAGAUGUUGCGCUGCAUGAGGCAAAUGGUGGUCACACCAGAUACUGACUGGUUUUAUGAUCCACAACCCUACUUUUUGUUUUUUAAGGGAUCUGUGACCAACAGAUGCAUGUCUGUAUUCCCAGUCAUGUGAAAUCCAUAGAUUAGGGUCUAAUGAAUUUAUUUCAAUUUACUGAUUUCAUUAUAUGAACUGUAACUCAGUAAAAUCUUUGAAAUUGUUGCAUGUUGCGUUUAUAAUUUGUUGUCUAUGGGCAAAGGAUGGUUGCCCUCUCUCAGUGGUGUAAAGUACUUAAGUAAAAAUACUUUAAAGUUCUACUUAAGUAGUUUUUUUACUUGACUAUUUAUAUUUUGGACUACUUUUACUUCACUACAUUCCUAAAGAAAAUAAUGUACUUUUUACUCCAUACGUUUUUCCCGACACCCAAAAGUACUCGUUACAUUUUCAAUGCUUAGCAGGACAGGAAAAUGGUCCAAUUCAAUCACUUAUCAAGAGAACAUCCCUGGUCAUACCUACUGCCUCUGAUCUGGAGGACUCACUAAACACAAAUGCUUUGUUUGUAAAUUAUGUCUGCAUGUUGUAGUGUGCCCCUGGCUAUCUGUAAAUUUAAAAAUAUAUAUAUAUACAGUGGGGGAAAAAAGUAUUUAGUCAGCCACCAAUUGUGCAAGUUCUCCCACUUAAAAAGAUGAGAGAGGCCUGUAAUUUUCAUCAUAGGUACACGUCAACUAUGACAGACAAAAUGAGAAAAGAAAAUCCAGAAAAUCACAUUGUAGGAUUUUUAAUGAAUUUAUUUGCAAAUUAUGGUGGAAAAUAAGUAUUUGGUCAAUAACAAAAGUUUCUCAAUACUUUGUUAUAUACCCUUUGUUGGCAAUGACACAGGUCAAACGUUUUCUGUAAGUCUUCACGAGGUUUUCACAUACUGUUGCUGGUAUUUUGGCCCAUUCCUCCAAGCAGAUCUCCUCUAGAGCAGUGAUGUUUUGGGGCUGUCGCUGGGCAACACGGACUUUCAACUCCCUCCAAAGAUUUUCUAUGGGGUUGAGAUCUGGAGACUGGCUAGGCCACUCCAGGACCUUGAAAUGCUUCUUACGAAGCCACUCCUUCGUUGCCCGGGCGGUGUGUUUGGGAUCAUUGUCAUGCCGAAAGACCCAGCCACGUUUCAUCUUCAAUGCCCUUGCUGAUGGAAGGAGGUUUUCACUCAAAAUCUAACGAUACAUGGCCCCAUUCAUUCUUUCCUUUACACGGAUCAGUCGUCCUGGUCCCUUUGCAGAAAAACAGCCCCAAAGCAUGAUGUUUCCACCCCCAUGCUUCACAGUAGGUAUGGUGUUCUUUGGAUGCAACUCAGCAUUCUUUGUCCUCCAAACACAACGAGUUGAGUUUUUACCAAAAAGUUAUAUUUUGGUUUCAUCUGACCAUAUGACAUUCUCCCAAUCCUCUUCUGGAUCAUCCAAAUGCACUCUAGCAUUACUGGCUUAAGCAGGGGGACACGUCUGGCACUGCAGGAUUUGAGUCCCUAGCGGCGUAGUGUGUUACUGAUGGUAGGCUUUGUUACUUUGGUCCCAGCUCUCUGCAGGUCAUUCACUAGGUCCCCCUGUGUGGUUCUGGGAUUUUUGCUCACCGUUCUUGUGAUCAUUUUGACCCGACGGGGUGAGAUCUUGCGUGAAGCCCCAGAUCGAGGGAGAUUAUCAGUGGUCUUGUAUGUCUUCCAUUUCCUAAUAAUUGCUCCCACAGUUGAUUUCUUCAAACCAAGCUGCUUACCUAUUGCAGAUUCAGUCUUCCCAGCCUGGUGCAGGUCUACAAUUUUGUUUCUGGUGUCCUUUGACAGCUCUUUGGUCUUGGCCAUAGUGGAGUUUGGAGUGUGACUGUUUGAGGUUGUGGACAGUUGUCUUUUAUACUGAUAACAAGUUCAAACAGGUGCCAUUAAUACAGGUAACGAGUGGAGGACAGAGGAGCCUCUUAAAGAAGAAGUUACAGGUCUGUGAGAGCCAGAAAUCUUGCUUGUUUGUAGGUGACCAAAUACUUAUUUUCCAUCAUAAUUUGCAAAUAAAUUCAUAAAAAAUCCUACAAUGUGAUUUUCUGGAUUUUCUUUCCUCAAUUUGUCUGUCAUAGUUGACGUGUACCUAUGAUGAAAAUUACAGGCCUCUCUCAUCUUUUUAAGUGGGAGAACUUGCACAAUUGGUGGCUGACUAAAUACUUUUUUUCCCCACUGUAUAUUUAUACUUUUACUUUUGAUACUUGAAUAUAUUUUUGCAAUUAAAUGUACUUUUGAUACUUAAGUAUAUUUAAAACCAAAUACUUUUAGACUUUUACUCAAGUAGUAUUUUUCUGGGUGACUUUCACUUUUACUUGAGUCAUUUUCUAAGGUAUCUUUACAUUUACUCAAGUAUGACAAUUGAGUACUUUUUCCACCACUGCCCUCUCUCUAUCUCCCCUUUUCUCCCUCUUUCUCGUUCUGUCUCUCUCUCUCAAUUCAAUUCUAAAAGCUUUAUUGGCAUGAAAAGUGUAACCACAUAGUGUUGCCAAAGCAAACAUAUAGAAACAUUUUAAGUCAAUGAUGACAGAAAUAAAUACUUGCUGAAUAUAACAGUGACUUCUCCCUCACUGUAGAUCUCUAUGCCUCACCAGUGGCUGGAGGGCAACCUGCCGGUCAGUGCUAAGUGUACAGUGUGUGACAAGACGUGUGGCAGUGUGCUCCGACUGCAGGAUUGGCGCUGCCUCUGGUGCAAGGCCAUGGUGAGUCUGCAUCCGUGUGCAUGCGUAUUUGGGUGGUGCUUCUUUGGGGAUAUUUUUGAGGGUUAAGUGUGAAUCGGAUAAGUGCAAACUGCAUUACUAUACUUUUCAGCUGCCACAAUACAGUAGAACUUUUUUUUCUGCAUGCACUGACUUUUGAUACAUUCACAAAAGUCACAAGGCCAUUGUACAUAUCAGGGUGUUGACUGUAUAUACUUGUCGUAAUGCUCUGUGUAGUGUGACUAAAAAGAAAGUGUGUGUGUGUGUGUCGAUGUCCAGGUGCACACGGUGUGUAAGGAGCAGCUGUCCAGUAAGUGUCCCUUGGGGCAGUGUAAGGUGUCGGUCAUCCCCCCCACAGCCCUCAACAGCAUCGACUCCGACGGUGAGUUCUCUCCGGGGUCAAGUUUCCCCUAGGUACAGAUCUAGGAUCAGCUUUCCAUCUCCCAAUCCUAACCUUAACCAUUACUGUGGAAAAUGCUAAACUGAGCCAAGAUCAGGGGCAACUUCACUUUACACCUGUGUUUGUGGGUGAACAGGACAUAUAGGGAUGUCUACAUGACCGGCCAGGGUAGUGUUCAUUAGGCCUAGGGUUGCAAAAUUCUAAACUUUCCAAAAAUUCCCAGGUUUUCCAGAAAUCCCGGUUGGAAGACUCCCGGAAUCAGAAGGGAAUAAGCACGAAAUUCCUAAUUUUUCACACAAACAAAUAGCUAAACCUGGACAUUUCUGGAAGGUUAACGUAGAAAAACGCUUUAAAAUAAGCUCUUUCUUAUUAGAUGUUAGGGGCUGGUUUCCCAGAUUAGAUUAAGUUUAGUCCUGAACUAAAAAGCAUUCUCCAUUCAUCUGUGUCCGGGAAAUCGACCCUAGAAGUUCAGGUGUGUGCCGGAGUCUGGUAUAGCGGUGAAAGCUCCCGACUCCGGACCUUGUUUACCCUCCUGGCAAUGGGGUUUUGAAGCUGUUCCUGUCUGUGAUCCUCUAUGUGCCGGUCAUUGGUCCUCAUCUGCCGGUAAUUGGUCCUCAUCUGCCUGUCAUUGGUCCUCAUCUGCCUGUUAUUGGUUCUCAUUGGUCCUCAUCUGCCUGUUAUUGGUCCUCAUUGUUCCUCAUCUGCCUCAUUGAUCCUCAGGAUUCUGGAAGGCCACCUGCCCUCCCUCCUGCACCAGCCCUCUCCUGGUGUUCGUCAACAGUAAGAGCGGAGACAACCAGGGCAUCAAGUUCCUGCGCCGCUUUAAACAGCUGCUCAACCCCGCCCAAGUCUUUGACCUCAUGAACGGGGGGCCGCACCUCGGGUGAGUCUGCCCUGUGUGCGUGCGUGCAUGCAUGCGUCUGACAUGGCUGUGUGUGUUUCCGACGGCACUGUGUGUAUUGCUGCUUGUCUUAGAGGGCUCUCUUCUGUGUCUCUCCUAGUUUGCGGCUCUUCCAGAAGUUCGACACGUUCCGGAUCCUGGUGUGUGGGGGCGACGGCAGCGUGGGCUGGGUCCUCUCUGAGAUCGACACUCUGACGCUGCACAAACAGGCAAGUUCACCCUCUCCAUCUGCACUGAGCUGAAAAUAAGCGUCCACUGACUCUUGGGCUCUUUCUCAAUUCGUGUUUCCUCGAUUACUCAUGUUCUUGGACAUCAGACUUUCUCAUCAAUGGGUUUUGGGAAGGAGGCGAGGAGCGGAAUCGGGGAAAGAUGAAUUGGGAAAAAGCAUUGGCUGCUCUCCCAUCAUCCCUAAGCAAGCCCUGAGCCUAGCAGGCAGCUCUGGCUACUGUGCCAGUUAGCCACUCUCAUGUUUCCCUUGUCCCUCUUUCAACAAUCUAGUAACAAAGAUACAGUUUUGUCACACUGCCUGCCUCUAUUAGAUAGAUAGACAGAUAAACAGACAGACGCUGCCCUCUGCUGGUUGUAAGGUACACACAGUCCUGGCUUUCCGGGCUCUGUGUUCACAUACAGUGGGGGAAAAAAGUAUUUAGUCAGCCACCAAUUGUGCAAGUUCUCCCACUGCUCUAGAGGAGAUCUGCAUGGAGGAAUGGGCCAAAAUACCAGCAACAGUGUGUGAAAACCUUGUGAAGACUUACAGAAAACGUUUGACCUGUGUCAUUGCCAACAAAGGGUAUAUAACAAAGUAUUGAGAAACUUUUGUUAUUGACCAAAUACUUAUUUUCCACCAUAAUUUGCAAAUAAAUUCAUAAAAAAUCCUACAAUGUGAUUUUCAGGAAAAAAAAAUCUCAUUUUGUCUGUCAUAGUUGACGUGUACCUAUGAUGAAAAUUACAGGCCUCUCUCAUCUUUUUAAGUGGGAGAACUUGCACAAUUGGUGGCUGACUAAAUACUUUUUUCCCCCACUGUAUAUUCGUUUUUCUCGAUUGCUUGAACACAUUUCUCGAAACAGGGUUCACAUUUGCAAAACAGUUACCUCAGCCCGCUAAACUGAAGUGCGUUUGCCAAAACAACACAUUUCUCUUUCGAAAUACACUAACACAAUCAACUUAAAAUACCUAUCACAAAAUAACUCUUAUCAAAACAGUAUCAUUUGUCGUUUAAUGAGAAGAGGACUUCUGCAACAUCUUAGAGCAUAUAAUACAUGUGACAAAACAAGCUGAAUCCAUCAAAACAGUGUCAUUUGUCAGUGAAUGAGUAGGUAAUUUCACCAUUCAAUAGAUAAUGGCUCAACAAAUACUACACUGAACAAAAAUAAACGCAACAUGUAAUGUGUUGGUCCCAUUUUUAAUUUUAAAAAAUCCAAAAAUGUUCCAUACGCACAAAAAGCUUAUUUCUAUAAAAUGUAGUACAAAAAUGUGUUUACAUCCCUAUUAGUGAGCAUUUCUCCUUAGCCAAGAUAAUCCAUCCACCUGACAGGUGUGGCAUAUCAAGAAGCUGAUUAAACAACAUGAUCAUUACACAGGUGCACCUUGUGCUGGGGACAAUAAAAGGCCACUAUAAGAGUUUUGUCACAACAUAAUGCCACAGAUGUCUCAGGUUUUGAGGGAGCGUGAAAUUGGCAUGCUGACUGCAGGAAUGUCCACCAGAGCUGUUGCCAGAGAAUUGAAUGUUCAUUUAUCGAUGGCAAUUUGAAUGCUCAUUUUUUUUACGGUAUCUGUGACCAACAGAUGCAUAUCUGUAUUCCCAGUCAUGUGAAAUCCAUAAAUUAGGGUCUAAUGAAUUUAUUUAAAUUGACUGAUUUCCUCAUAUGAACCGGAACUCAGUAAAAUCAAAGCAAUUGUUGCAUGUUCCGUUUAUAUUUUUGUUCAGUAUAUUAAUUGUGUUUUGUUUGGAGCGCUCCUGUCAAUGUUGAGUAAGGACGCAAACCUGAUUACGCAUAGAAGUAAGCCUAGGCUAGUCUGUUUCUACAUUCGUUGAGAAUGACAGUAGUUCCUCAAUGUAGCCUAUUUGAAUGUAGCCAGUGAUAACCACUGUGUGUGAAAGGGAAAACAAAUGUCAUGCUCUGAUCUGGUGGAAACAUCAUAAAAUACGCCUACCUGAUUACUUCUUAUCCCUUGCGCAAAUACAUUUACAUUACAUUUUAGUCAUUUAGCAGACGCUCUUAUCCAGAGCGACUUACAGUUAGUGAGUGAAUACAUUAUUUGUAUUUUUUUUAUACUUUCCCCCCGUGGUAAUCGAACCCACAACCCUGGCAUUGCAAACGCCAUGCUCUACCAACUGAGGUACAUCCCUGCCGGCCAUUCCCUCCCCUACCCUGGACGACGCUGGGCCAAUUGUGCGCCGCCCCAUGGGUCUCCCGGUCACGGCAGGCUACGACAGAGCCUGGAUUCGAACCAGGAUCUCUAGUGGCACAGCUAGCACUGCAAUGCAGUGCCUUAGACCAAAUAAAUAGCCUAUAGCUGUGUCCAGUGGUGGAAAAAGUACACAAUUGUCAUACUUGAGUAAAAGUAAAGAUACCUUAAUAGAAAAUGACUAAAGUGAAAGUCACCCAGUAAAAUACUACUUGAGUAAAAGUCUGAAAGUAUUUGUUUUGAAAUAUACUUAAGUAUCAAAAGUAAAUGUAAUUGCUAAAAUAUACUUAAGUAUCAAAAGUAAAAGUACAAAUCAUUUCAAAGUCCUUAUAUUAAGCAAACCAGAUGGUGCCAUUUUCAUGUUUUUUUAAUUUACGGAAAGCCAGGGGCACACUCCAACACUCAGACAUCAUUUACAAGCAUUUGUGUUUAGUGAGCCGCCAGAUUAGAGGCAGUAGGGAUGACCAGGGAUUUUCUCUUGAUAAUUGUGUGAAUUGGACCCUUUUCCUGUCCUGCUAAGCAUAAAAAAUGUAACGAGAACUUUUGGGUGUCAGGGAAAAUGUAUGGCAUAAAAAGUAAAUUAUUUUCUUUAGUAAUGUAGUGAAGUAAAAGUAAAAGUUGUCAAAAAUAUAAAUAGUAAAGUACAGAUACCCCAAAAAACGACUUAAGUAGUACUUUAAAGUAUUUUUACUUAAGUACUUUACACCACUGGCUGUGUCUGUCCGGAGCUCAGGGCACGGGAAAUCUCUGAGGGUCACACAACACAAUGCCACAGAUGUCUCAAGUUUUAAGGGAGCGAGAAAUUGGCAUGCUGACUGCAGGAAUGUCCACCAGAGCUGUUGCCAGAGAAUUUAAUGUUAAUUUCUCUACCAUAAGCUGCCUCCAACGUCAUUUUAGAGAAUUUGGCAGUACGUCCAACCGGCCUCACAACUGCAGACCACGUGUAACCACGCCAGCCCUCCAACAUCCGGCUUCUUCACCUGCAGGAUCGUCUGAGGGGGGGUGCUGAGGAGUAUUUAUGUCUGUAAUAAAGCCCUUUUGUGGGAAAAAACUCAUUCUGAUUGGCUGGGCCUGGCUCCCAAGUGGGUGGGCCUCUCCAAGGCCCACCCAUGACUACACCCCUGCCCAGUCAUGUGAAAACCAUAGAUUAGGGCCUAAUGAAUUUAUUUAAAUUGACUGAUUUCCUUAUAUGAACUGUAACUCAGUAAUCUUUGAAGUUGUUGCAUGUUGCGUUUAUUUUUGUUCAGUAUAAAUAUAACCAUCAAUAUGCAUUUCUAUGACAAAAACAAAAUGGUAGGAGUUACUAAUCAAAUGUUAUAUAAGUGAGCUGUAUUUGUGUUUUCUGAAUUAGGAUUAAAUGGGGGAGAACGGGGUUAAAUGUAACGGGGGUCAGUUGUAACAGGAUAAAUAACUUGUUGUUGUGUUGCAGUGCCAGCUGGGUGUUCUGCCCCUGGGGACAGGAAAUGACCUCGCCCGCGUCCUGGGCUGGGGCUCGGCCUGCGACGAUGACGCACAGCUGCCUCAAAUACUGGAGAAGCUUGAGAGGGCCAGCACCAAGAUGCUUGACAGGUAGGAGAGGGAGGGAGGGAGGGAAGGAGGAGAGAGGGAUGGAGGAAUGAGAAGAGUGAGAGGGAGGAGGUAGGGGAGGGAUAAGCUGUAGAGAGCCAGCACCAAGAUGCUCGACAGGUAGGUGAGGGAGAGGGAGGGUAGAGGAGUAUGGUGAGGAGGGAACGAGAGAGACUUAGGGAGGGAGGAGGAGAGAAGGAGGAGAACAGGGGGUGAGGGAAAUAUUCACCAAGAUGCUUGACAGGUGAGAGAGGGAUGAAGAGGGAGGAAGAGCAUGUAACUAACUGUUAAAAAGUCACCAUUAAAGGAACCAUAUGCAGAAAUCACUCCGCCAUUUCCUGGUUGUUAAAAUUCUAAUUUCAGUUUGUGACAAAACAGGCAUUGAUUGUGUAGAGAAUCAUUGUACCAUCUAAACCGCUGUGAAAUAUAUUUUCCAUAACCAAAAAUAUUGUAUUUUAAGCUCUUUGAAGCUGGUAUACAAAACCGAAAGUAAAAGACGUAAAAACGAAACUUAAGAAUGUGGGGACAUAGAAGAUAUACCGCUUCUUAGACAUGCUUUCAUUGACAAUGACAGAUCUAUAACUCAGAUUUCUAUGUGAAUUUGGUCAGGUCGGCCAAAAAGUUACAUAUUGUAGCUUUAAGACAGCUAUCAUUAGUCCUCCCAGCCCCUAAACUAUCCAUUGUUUUUAUUUCUUGUCCAGGUGGAGUAUUAUGGUAUACGAGACCAAGUUCCCGCGGCAACAUUCCAGCUCCAUGGUGACGGAGGAUUGCAGCGAUGACUCUGAGGUACCUGUCAAUGACAUAAAUUCCUGUUAUACACAUCCUGAUAGUUUUAGCUGAAUUUGAAUACAAUUGCAGUUACAUGCCAUUUAUGGAGUCGUCAGACACUUGUCUUCAGAUAUACAGUAUGUAGGCUACUGAGCUUGUCUGAUGCUUUAAGCACACUGUGAUUUAAAUAACGAAGACACACAAAUGACUCAAGAGGGAGCCAGAGAUCAAGAUAGCCUAACCAAAAUAAAAAAUAAAAACCUGUUCCCAAACCACCACCUCCUGCUGCUGCUGGCCUUCAGAGAUUCUGCCAUUACGCUCCUGAAGUUGCUGGAGUGCCAAUUAAAUGAAACUGUUCCACGAAAAUGUGCAUAUGAAAAUCAUAACUGGCACGCAGAUCAGUAGAAAUGGUAAGACACAUUUUGUUUUACCAUUUCUACCGAUCUGCGUGCCAGUUAUGACUUUCAUAUGCACACUUUCGUGGGACAGUUUCAUUUAUUUUAUAAUAAAGUCUUUGUAUCUCAAAAUCAUUGUCAUGUGGUUAAUAAAAAUUAUAUCUAAAUGAAAAUUAUACAAAUCUAAAUGUAACAUCUAUUGCCAUUGCCAACUAUGUAAAAAUAGCCUACAUAAAGCCAACAAAUAAAAACAUUGCAGCCUGCAGGUAGAAAAUAUCCUGAAUAAAAAUAACCGCAUGGCAAGGAUUUUAAAACAUUGUAUCAACUAUCAACUUGGUCCAGCCUGAAGCUUACCCUAACAAACUUGCAACAUUGUAUAAAAUAUCAGCCCUGAGCUCCUGACAGACACAGCUGUAGGCUAUUUAUUUGCGCAAAGGAUAAGAAGUAAUCAGGUAGGCGUAUUUUAUGAUGUUUCCACCAGAUCAGAGCAUUACAUUUGUUUUCCCUUUCACACAGAGUGGUUAUCGAAAUAUUUUUCAAAUAGGCUACAUUGAGGAGCUAUUGUCAUUCUCAAUGGAUGUAGAAACAGACUUUGUUUACUUGCUGUUUGAGGUGAAGAAAGAAUUACUAUAAGAAGCUCCACAGCUCAUUAGUGGUGGUGAGUUAAGACAAUCAGAAAUACUAUCAGAUCCCCAAAUGGGCACAUUUAUAAGGCUACAUUUGCGUGCAGGCCAGGUAGCCUAGGCUUACUUCUAUGCGUAAUCAGGUUUGCGUCCUUACUCAACAUUGACAGGAGCGCUCCAAACAAAACACAAUUAAUAUACUGAACAAAAAUAUAAAUGCAACAUGCAACAUUUUCAUUGAUUUUACUAAUUUACAGUUCAUAUGAGGAAAUCAAUCAAUUUAAAUAAAUUCAUUGGGCCCUAAUUUAUGAAUUUCACAUGACUGGGAAUACAGAUAUGCAACUGUUGGUCACAGAUGCUGUUGAAUCAGUUUAUUGAUAUGCCACACCUGUCAGGUGGAUGGAUUAUCUUGGCUAAGGAAGAAUGCUCACUAACAUGGAUGUAAACAAAUAUGUGCAAAGCAAUUUGAAAAAAAUAAGCUUUUUGUGCAUGUGGAACAUUUCUGGGAUCUUUUAUUUCAGCUCAUGAACAUGGCAACAACACUUUACAUGUUGCGUUUAUAUUUUUGUUCAGUGUAAAUUAACAACUCGUAAAUGGAAUGACAUUUUCCAAAACUUGUUUCUCACAAGUGUAGCCUAGAUUGUGCACUCUGUAAACAACGUGUCCACUCUGACAAUGAGAACAGUAAAAUACUAAUAAUAAUAUAUUGAAUGCAUUAACAGAAAUUAUGGUAACCAAACAAACAUUGUAGAUUAGAAAUUAACGGUAAAUGUACUACUGGUGAUACUGGUGUGCCUCCACAAUGUCACCUUGGAGAGUGAUGUCUGGUCACAUGGUAUGUUGAAUGCUGAACGAGAGACCUUGGUUUAUUGUUUUUAUCAAGUUGUGACAGUGGUUCCUUGCAAAGUUUGAUUUUUAUACUUUUUGAGUUUGGAUCCCGCAACUCUGUUAGUCUCAGUUGCUGUGACCGGUACUAUCUUCCCGAGAUCCUGCCAGACCAAAAAGUCUGAAGUUGUUUACCGAUGCUAGCUACUAGCCUAGCUGGUAGCUAUCAGUAUCAAACUAGCAGGGUUAUCCACAAGCAGCUUGAACACAGCCCGCGAUGCGGUUAGCCUUUGUGGCUGGGACCGCUGAGGUGUCCCACACUAAUUGUGGCUGUAUUCCCUGCUGCUUUUUCCCUGCAACCUGACCUGGCUGGAACUGCGUUGUAUAGCUACCAACGUUAGCUGAUGCUGCUACCAACAGUACGUGCAAAGACACUGCUUUCACAUAAAGACACAUAUUUCUGCUUUUUGGAUUUUGCAAUUUGUGUGAGCUCUUUUUGUUCACUUAGUUGAGAAUUCCAUAUAAAGAGAGAGACAUGGAAGCCCAGCUAGCCUAGCUGGCCGGCAGUAUCAAAUGGAGGUCGCUAUUGAACGUUUUCAACGCUGCAGGAGCUGUGUUUACUUUGCUUUAUUCCAGGACAAUGUUGACCACCCAGACUUUCAAUGUAGCAACUGUUUGCUUGCAGAGGACUACAGGGGCGAAGUGGCUACUCUUAGCAAACAAGUAGCAAACCUACACAAGCUACAGGGGAACCCACGCCUGCCUACUUUUUCUUUCUCGUCUACCCCAGUAGCCAGACGCCGCUCUGGUGUGGUGGAAGUUUCAACGCCUGGCCGGUACUCUGCAGGGAUCCCUCCUCGAAGGGGUCUCCCCCUUCCCUGGAGAAUGGAGCUAGUAGGAUGCUCAUGGAUGACUUGGGGGAUGUUCCUGUUCUCAACCCAACCAACCAGCCAUGGAGAUAUGUCACUCGUCGUGGAAGUCGAAGACAGUGUCCUCUGGCAAAGGGGGCCUCCUUGGAGAUGUUAAGCCCGGUCCAGGCACAGACCAGAAACGGCUUCGCCGUCCUGGAUUCAGAGGUUCCGGCGCCGCCUUCCCUAGGGGCUUCCGAUUCAAGAUCGGAUCCGGAGCUACUUGCGCCUUCGUCCUCUGUUCCGUCUCCCUCUCCGGUGGCUUCUACCUUGGGUUCAGAUCCUCAGAGCUCCCACCCUCAUCAGACCAUGAGGCUGCCUGAGACUCCGGCCCAUUCAUCAUCCACGAUGGAUACUACAGCUGGAUUUGGUCCAUCACCCUUCGGUCUUCGAGGCGUUUGCGAAACCACUUGAGGCGAAAGAACGUCCAGACCUCCUCAGCCAUUGCACCAGCUGUCGUCAUCGCCAUCUCUAUUGUAAGAAACAUCUUGGUUCCCGGAGCAUAAACCCUGUGCUAUCCUGGAGCACGAGUACAGGACAUUACAAGGCUGCUUCCGACCAUUUUGUUGUUGUUAUUCUGUCUCUCACUGUUCAUAUAAACCUACCAUUAAAAUUAUAGACUGAUCAUUUCUUUGUCAGUGGGCAAACGUACAAAAUCAGCAGGGGAUCAAAUACUUUUUUCCCUCACUGUAUGUAGUGGUAUAAUGAUGUACUGUUUUAUCUUUUGUUUUAUAAGUAAUGUAAGUGCCUUAAUGUGUUUGGACCACCAGUUGACUAAAUGGGGUCAGCCCUAAUAUUUACAGUGCAUUCGGAAAGUAUUCAGACCCUUUGACUUUUUCCACAUUUUGUUACGUUACAGGCUUUUUUUUACAGAAAUUUUUCUAAAUUCAUUCAAAAUAAAAAACAGAAAUCAAAUCAAAUUGUAUUUGUUACAUGUGCCGAAUACAACAGGUGUAGACCUUACUGUGAAAUGCUUACUUACAAGCCCUUAACCAACAAUGCUGGGGGGGGGGGUCAAUGCAAAUAGUCCGGGUAGCCAUUUCAUUAGCUGUUCAGCAGUCUUAUGGCUUGGGGGUAGAAGCUGUUAAGAAGCCUUUUGGACCUAGACUAGGCUCCGGUACCGCUUGCCGUGCGGUAGCAGAGAGAACAGUCUAUGACUAGGGUGACUGGAGUCUUUGCCAAUUUUUAGGGCCUUCCUCUGAUACCGCCUGGUAUAGAGGUCCUGGAUGGCAGGAAGUUUUCCCCCAGUGACGUACUGGGCCGUACGCACUACCCUCUGUAGCGCCUUGUGGUCGGAGGCCGAGCAGUUGCCAUACCAGGCGGUGAUGCAACCAGUCAGGAUUCUCUCUGGUGCAGCUGUAUAACUUUUUGAGGAUCUGAGGACCCAUUCCAAAUAUUUUCAGUCUCCUGAGGGGGACUAGGCAUUGUUGUGCCCUCUUCACAACGGUCUUGGUAUGUUUGGACCAUUACAUUUUAGUAAUUUGGACCAUGAUAGUUUGUUGGUGAUGUGGACACCAAGGAACUUCAAGCUCUCAACCUGUGUGUCUAGGGUUUCUGGGAUGAUGGUGUUGAUGUGAGCCAUGACCAGCCUUUCAAAGCUCUUCAUGGCUACAGACGUGAGUGCUACGGGUCGCUAGUCGUUUAGGCAGGUUACCUUAGUGUUCUUGGGCACGGGGACUAUGGUGGUCUGCUUGAAACAUGUAGGUAUUACAGACUCGGCCAGGGACAGGUUGAAAAUGUCAGUGAAGACACUUGCCAGUUGCUCGGAGUACACGUCCUGGUAAUCCGUCUGCGGCCUUGUGAAUGUUGACCUGUUUAAAGGUCUUACUCACAUCGGCUACGGCGAGCUUGAUCACACAGUCGUCCGGAACAGCUGGUGCUCUCAUGCAUGUUUCAGUGCUGCUUGCCUCAAAGCCUGCAUAUAAGUAAUUUAUCUAGUCUGGUAGGCUUUUGUUCCUGGGCAGCUCACGGCUGGGCUUCCCUUUGUAGUCCGUAAUAGUUUGCAAGCCUUGCCACAUCCGACGAGCGUCGGAGCUGGUGUAGUAGGAUUCAAUCUUAGUCCUGUAUUUACGCGUUGCCUGUUUGAUGGUUUGUCUGAGGGCAUAGCGGGAUUUCUUAUAAGCGGCCGGGUUAGAGUCCCGCUCCUUGAAAGCGGCAGCUCUACCCUUUAGCUCAGUGCAGAUGUUGCCUCUAAUCCAUGGCUUCUGGUUGGGGUAUUGACGUACGGUCACUGUGGGGACAAUGUCAUCGAUGCACUUAUUGAUGAAGCCGAUGACUGAUGUGGUAUACUCAAUGCCGAAGGUUCACCAUCCAUCAGGACAAUGACCCUAAGCACACAGCCAAGACAACACAGGAGUGUCUUCAGGACAAGUCUCUGAAUGUCCUUGAGUGGCCCAGACAGAGCCCGGACUUGAACCCGAUUUAACAUCUCUGGAGAGACCUGAAAAUAGCUGUGCAGCGACGCUCCCCAUCCAACCUGACAUAGCUUGAGAGGAUCUGCAGAGAAGAAUGAGAGAAACUCCCCAAAUACAGGUGUGCCAAGCUUGUAGCGUCAUACCCAAGAAGACUCGAGGCUGUAAUUGUUGCAAAAGGGGCUUCAACAAAGUACUGAGUAAAGGGUCUGAAUACUUAUGUAAAUGUGAUAUUUCAGUUUUUUUUUUGUAAUACAUUUGCAAAAAUGUAUAGAUCUGUUUUUGCUUUGACAUUAUGGGGCGUUGUGUGUAGAUUGAUGAGGGGGAAAAACAAUUUAAUCAAUUUUAGAAUAAGGCUGUAACGUAACAAAAUGUGGAAAAAGUCAAGCGAUCUGAAUACUUUCCGAAUGCUCUGUGUGAGGUGAUGCUGUGCAGUUUAAGACACAUUUCCUGAAGACUAGCCUGUUUUCGACCUUGAUUGUUACCUGUGCCACAGGUGCAACAGAUUCUGACCUACGAGGACUCUGUGGCAGCCCACUUGACCAAGAUCCUGACUUCAGAUCAGCACUCAGUGGUCAUCUCCUCAGCUAAGUAUGUUUGUCGCUUCAAUCAGUCUGCCUGCCUGCUAUGUCCAUUCCGUUUCUUAUGUCCAGCUUCACUAUCGCAAGGGUUGUUAGGUGUGGAUUUCGUUGACCUGACUGUGUGUGUGUGUUGUGCCUGUGUUUUGCAUUUUUGUAGGGUACUGUGUGAGACAGUGAAGGACUUUGUGGCUCGGGUGGGGAAGGCCUACGAGAAGAACAAGGAGAGCUCCGAGGAGUCAGAGGCUAUGGCCAAGAAGGUAAGCUGGGAGGAACCAUGGCUUUGUCCCAAUUAUCUCACCUUGUUGACAUCCCUUCACUGAUUUUAUGUAAAUGACUGGUAUUGGAAAUAUGGUGGAAACUCCCUCCAGCCAUGUUUGCACUAAUCCAGUGAAUCCGAUCUGUGUUGAUUGGUCGGUUGGUUGCAGUGUGGGGUUCUGAAGGAGAAGCUGGACUCGCUGCUGAAGACGCUCAACGAGGAGGCGCAGGCAUCUACUAUGAUGCCUGCCCCCCCCCCCACCAUCGCUGAGGAGCAGGAGGAGGGCGAGGGGGUUCUGGUGCCUUCGUCGCCCGCACCCGCUGCCCUCCCGUGCUCCCCCAGGCCCCUGACGGGUAUCUUUAAACCCAGGGAACAGCUGAUGCUGAGAGCCAACAGCCUGAAGAAAGCCAUCAGGCAGAUCAUUGAGCACACUGAGAAAGGUGAGAUGUGAUCUUCCUACCGCUACUUCUGUUCUAUAGAGUUCAUGGUUGGGGUCAAUUCAGGAAGUAAACUGAAUUUCCAAUUCAGACCUCCAUGAAAAGCAAUUAUGAAAAUUGGAAUUAGAAUUACAAUAAGGUUAUUUUUCCUGUAAGGGAACUUUUUGUCUGAUGUGGUAAAAAAAAAUAAACAAACAUAAAAACAUAGUAGACUACACUGAUCUACUUCACAUACUUGAUGUUUCACAUGUUACAUAAAAACAGGACAGACAAAACAUCAAAGCCAUGAGCAUUGCAACAGUAGAGCAGGACUCCUGGGUAACCUUGUAGCCAUGUCUCAGAUCAGGCUUGAUAGUUAUUGGAAUACGAAUUUCAGUUGACUUCCUGAAUUGAGUGAAGCGAAAUGGAAUGGAUGUACCCCAACCCUGAUAUAAUAUAGUUGCCAUCUAUCAUCUAUACUCAUCUUCUAUCAGCGGUGGACGAGCAGAAUGCCCAGACUCAGGAGGUGUUUGCUCUGGGGGUGGAGGAGGAGGGGGAGGAGGAGGAGGAGGAGGAAGAGCAGGACAAGCUGUCUCUGCAGUCGUCCUACAGCGGGAACGCCUGUAAAAGCACCAGGAGUCAUCCAAUCCGCAGAGGUCAGUCAUUGAACCCGGAGUCUCCUAACCUGGGUCAUGUUAAUUUGGUACCAAACGUAAGAAAACAGUUCGAACCAGGGAAGGACCACCUUUUAAAUUGUUUUUCGUUAUGUGCCCUAAUGAACACGGCCCAGAUGAAACUGAUCAUUUAAUUAAUGAUGCGUGCCCAUUUUUUCUUGAAGAUUAUCACUUAUAAAUGUGCGUUGUUUUUCAAAUGAGUGGGUCUUUAAUCAAGAUCCCAGUGUCUCAUGUCUUUCUGUGUCUCAUGUCUUUCUGUGUCUCAUGUCUUUCUGUGUCGCAUGUCUUUCUGUAUCUCUGUUUCAUCCUGUAGUGUCCAAGACUCCUUGUGAGAAGCUCAUCAGCAAAGGAAGCCUGUCACUGGGCAGCUCAGCGUCACUUCCUGCCCAGACAGGAAGUCGCGAGAACAUGCCGAUGCUCAACACCAAGAUCCUCUACCCAAGUAAGGGCACAAGUUCUCACCAGCUCUGUACCGAGGGCCCUCAGUUCCCAAAUCGACCCCGACCCCCUUGGACACUUGUGUACAUUGUAGUGCUGCGCGAUUAGUUCUUUUUGAGGUCGGUUCGAUUAUAAAAAACAAAUCACAAUUUUCAAUUUCAGUUUCGAUAUUUCUUUUUAAACAAAUGCACUAUGCAUUAUGUGAGUUAAAUGCUGUAACAACACAGAAUAAAACAAUUAAUUAAAGUCCUGGGACGGUAGUGACUGCCCAUUACUGCUUAUCACUAAAUAACGAUCAGUUAUUCACAUUACUUUACUUUAAUAAAAUAUUUCAGUUGUUGUGUAUAUAAUUUUUUUUUUAUUUGAUGACUUUAUUAUUUCAUUCCAAGUCAUCAUCUCAUCUCUAUAGAGCUGCUGCCUAUGCUGUCUGACAAAAUCACUAUUUUAGUAGUUCUUCAAAGUAAAUAAAGCAUACUUUUAGGACUGCUGAAUACCAACUAACAAUCACUUACAGUGAGGGAAAAAAGUAUUUGAUCCCCAGCUGAUUUUGUACGUUUGCCCACUGUCAAAGAAAUGAUCAGUCUAUCAUUUUAAUGGUAGGUUUAUUUGAACAGUGAGAGACAGAAUAACAACAACAAAAAUCCAGAAAAACGCAUGUCAAAAAUGUUAUAAAUUGAUUUGCAUUUUAAUGAGGGAAAUAAGUAUUUGACCCCCUCUCAAUCAGAAAGAUUUCUGGCUCCCAGGUGUCUUUUAUACAGGUAACGAGCUGAGAUUAGGAGCACACUCUUAAAGGGAGUGCUCCUAAUCUCAGCUUGUUACCUGUAUAAAAGACACCUGUCCACAGAAGCAAUCAAUCAAUCAGAUUCCAAACUCUCCACCAUGGCCAAGACCAAAGAGCUCUCCAAGGAUGUCAGGGACAAGAUUGUAGACCUACACAAGGCUGGAAUGGGCUACAAGACCAUCGCCAAGCAGCUUGGUGAGAAGGUGACAACAGUUGGUGCGAUUAUUCGCAAAUGGAAGAAACACAAAAGAACUGUCAAUCUCCCUCGGCCUGGGGCUCCAUGCAAGAUCUCACCUCGUGGAGUUGCAAUGAUCAUGAGAACGGUGAGGAAUCAGCCCAGAACUACACGGGAGGAUCUUGUCAAUGAUCUCAAGGCAGCUGGGACCAUAGUCACCAAGAAAACAAUUGGUAACACGCUACGCCGUGAAGGACUGAAAUCCUGCAGCGCCCACAAGGUCCACCUGCUCAAGAAAGCACAUAUACAGGGCCGUCUGAAGUUUGUCAAUGAACAUCUGAAUGAUUCAGAGGAGAACUGGGUGAAAGUGUUGUGGUCAGAUGAGACCAAAAUCGAGCUCUUUGGCAUCAACUCAACUUGCCGUGUUUGGAGGAGGAGGAAUGCUGCCUAUGACCCCAAGAACACCAUCCCCACCGUCAAACAUGGAGGUGGAAACAUUAUGCUUUGGGGGUGUUUUUCUGCUAAGGGGACAGGACAACUUCACCGCAUCAAAGGGACGAUGGACGGGGCCAUGUACCGUCAAAUCUUGGGUGAGAACCUCCUUCCCUCAGCCAGGGCAUUGAAAAUGGGUUGUGGAUGGGUAUUCCAGCAUGACAAUGACCCAAAACACACGGCCAAGGCAACAAAGGAGUGGCUCAAGAAGAAGCACAUUAAGGUCCUGGAGUGGCCUAGCCAGUCUCCAGACCUUAAUCCCAUAGAAAAUCUGUGGAGGGAGCUGAAGGUUCGAGUUGCCAAACGUCAGCCUCGAAACCUUAAUGACUUGGAGAAGAUCUGCAAAGAGGAGUGGGACUAAAUCCCUCCUGAGAUGUGUGCAAACCUGGUGGCCAACUACAAGAAACGUCUGACCUUUGUGAUUGCCAACAAGGGUUUUGCCACCAAGUACUAAGUCAUGUUUUGCAGAGGGGUCAAAUACUUAUUUCCCUCAUUAAAAUGCAAAUCAAUUUAUAACAUUUUUAACAUGCUUUUUUCUGGAUUAUUUUUUUGUUAUUCUGUCUCUCACUGUUCAAAUAAACCUACCAUUAAAAUUAUAGACUGAUCAUUUCUUUGUCAGUGGGCAAACAUACAAAAUCAGCAGGGGAUCAAAUACUUUUUUCCCUCACUGUAGAUCAUGUAUUUUCAGGUAGAGAUACCUGGCGAAGAAACUGCUCUCUAUGUAUCCCCUCUUGAUCCGCAUUUUUCUGUCCCUUACGUAGCAGGCGUAAAAGAAACACAGACCGGUCAUUGUAGUUAGUUUAGCAUAGAAAACUUGAUAAUUAUGUUGAACAUUGGCCUGUUGGAAACUACAACUGCCUACUACAUGGCACAGUUUGGGCAUGAUCUGAUUCAUCUCUAGAGAAACUGCAGCGCAAUGUGCGCAUUGAGCUCGCAGAGAAAACCAGAAUGAAAUGGAAUUCAAAUAAUUGAACCAAUAUUGGCCAUAUAGUUGUUUAAAAAACGAAAAAUAACCAACAUUUUGGUUAAUCGCUCAGCACUAGUACACCGGAAAUAAUUGACACCUAUUUGUAACAAUAUUAGACAUUAUAUUCCUGUGAUAUACACUACGAGUCAAAAGUUUGGACACACCUACUCAUUCAAGGGUUUUUAUUUAUUUUUACUAUUUUUUAUAUUGUAGAAUAAUAGUGAACACAUCAAAACUAUGAAAUAACACAUAUGGAAUCAUGUAGUAACCAAAAAAGAGUUAUUCAAAUAGCCACCCUUUGCCUUGAUGACAGCUUUGCACACUCUUGGCAUUCGCUCAACCAGCUUCAUGAGGUAGUCACCUGGAAUGCAUUUCAAUUAACAGGUGUGCCUUCUUAAAAGUUAAUUUUUGGAAUUUCUUUCCUUCUUAAUGCGUUUGAGCCAAUCAGUUGUGUUGUGACAAGGUAGGGGGGUAUACAGAAGAUAGCCCUAUUUCGUAAAAGACCAAGUCCAUAUUAUGGCAAGAAAACCUCAAAUAAGCAAAGAGAAACGACAGUCCAUCAUUACUUUAAGACAUGAAGGUCAGUCAAUCCGGAAAAGUUCAAGAACUUUGAAAGUUUCUUCAAGUGCAGUCGCAAAAACCAUCAAGCGCUAUGAUAAAACGGGCUCUCAUGAGGACCGCCACAGGAAUGGAAGACCCAGAUUUACCUCUGCUGCAGGAUAAGUUCAUUAGAAUUACCAGCCUCAGAAAUUGCAGCCCAAAUAAAUGAACAGAGUUCAAGUCAGACACAUCUCAACAUCAACUGUUCAGAGGGGACUGUGUGAAUCAGGCCUUCGUGGUUGAAUUGCUGCGAAGAAACCACUACUAAAGGACACCAAUAUGAAGAAGAGACCUGCUUGGGCCAAGAAACACGAGCAAUGGACAUUAGACCGGUGGAAAUGUGUCCUUUGGUCUGGAGUCCAAAUUUGAUAUUUUUGGUUCCAACGGGGCCGUGUCUUUGUGAGACGCGGUGUGGGUGAACGGAGGAUCUCUGCAUGUGUAGUUCCCAUCGUAAAGCAUGGAGGAGGAGGUGUUAUGGUGUGGGGGUGCUUUGCUGGUGACACUGUCUGUGAUUUAUUUAGAAUUCAAGGCACACUUAACCAGCAUGGAUACCACAGGAUUCUGCAGUGAUACGCCAUCCCAUCUGGUUUGGGGUUAGUGGGACUAUCAUUUGUUUUUCAACAGGACAAUGACCCAACACACCUCCAGGCUGUGUAAGGGCUAUUUUACCAAGAAGGAGAGUGAUGGAGUGCUGCAUCAGAUGACCUGGCCUCCACAAUCCCCCGACCUCAACCCAAUUGAGAUGGUUUGGGAUGAGUCGGACGGCAGAGUGAAGGAGAAGCAGCCAACAAGUGCUCAGCAUAUGUGGGAACUCCUUCAAGACUGUUGGAAAAGCAUUCCAGGUGAAGCUGGUUGAGAUAAUGCCAAGAGUGUGCAAAGCUGUCAUCAAGGCAAAGGGUGGCUAUUUGUAGAAUCUCAAAUAUAAAAUAUAUUUUGCUUUGUUUAACACUUUUGGUUACUACAUUAUUCCAUAUGUGUUAUUUCAUAGUUUUGAUGUAUUCACUAUUAUUCUACAAUGUAGAAAAUAGUAAAAAUAAAUAAAAACCCUUGAAUGAGUAGGUGUGUCCAAACUUUUGACUGGUACUGUAAUUUUGCUCUGUCUGUGCUCAAUUGUCAGUCAGUGUUAAGUGUGUGUGUGUUUAUGUGUGUGUUCAGGUCUCAGGGCUGGUAUCUCUGGCUCCCUCUCCAGCAGUUCGGUCAUCAGCAGACUGCUGGUCAACGCUGACUCCUUCAGCUUCGACCCAGAGACCUUGUGAGUGUCCACGUUUCAGUCUUUCUCCUCCUUCCCAUAAAGGGUUAGUUAACUUUUUAGGUUUUAGCUGAUUUUCAACUUACCUUUGGUGUUGUAAUUUCAUCCAAACCGUUUGUAGGUUUGUUAGCUGGUUAUUAAACAACGUCCAGAAUUUCCUGACCAGCGUCUUUGGAGCAUGGAGCAAUGCUAGUGGACACGGAUUGAAGUAGCUAGUGGUAUAUUAAAAAGCAUGGGAAAGAGCUCUGCCUUCCUCUUUCAAUGUCCCUGCUUUCCCCAUGCGUUUGAAGUGAACGAUCCCGUUAUGCCCAACCUCAUCGUCAUCAUCUAACUUUUGAGCCAGAGUUGUGAGUGACCAUGUACUGUGUUUGGUUUCAGUGACUGCUACACUGAGAAAUGUGUGAUGAACAACUACUUUGGGAUCGGCCUGGAUGCUAAGAUCUCACUGGACUUCAACAAUAAGCGGGACGAGCAUCCAGAGAAGUGCAGGUAACUGAGGAAUGAGGCGGAAGCUCUCGCCUGCUAACUAAACCAGGUAGACCCAGUCCUGGAUAGGGUGAGAAGCAGAGAUGGAGUCUUGAUCUCGUGGUCUUUGUCUUGAGACCACAUAAAUACAGUGUUGGUCUGGUCAUGGUCUCAAUACACAGGGUCUUGAUAGAUUGGGUCUGGGUCUCAAUAGAUUGGGUCUGGGUCUCAAGUGGUCUAGUCUGGGUCAGUGUAAAACUGUAAAACAGACCAAACAGUUUAGAAAUUAACUUUUGGGAUUGGAAAAACACUUUGUGUAAACUUAAACGACAAAAAUUAAAUAGAAAGUAGAAAAUAUUAUGUAAAUAACAAUCACCAAAGUAAAACCAGUCAGGGAGAAUCGAAAAUUCAAAAAACAAUUAAUUCAGGAAUAUUUGUCUGACCGGGCAAGAAGGGCACACCGAUUGGGGCCCACUUUGAUUUUCUUAUAAUGUUUGAGCAUAAGAACACUGCGUUAGCCAAGGCAAAAUGCGCUGAACUGUAGGAAAUUAGUCCGAAAUCAGUCCCAUGUCUUCGCAAAAUGUCUGUAUUGCCGCAGGAAAAUCAAAGCAAAAUAAAGAAACCCCCAAAAUCCUGGAGAGACUGUUUAUAGCUCAGACACACCGCAAAGACCAACGGCUAAAAGCAGUGAGUGGCCGCGACAUGUUAGCUUUUACCUGCUUUUACCUUCGUCCUCACAGUGUGUUUUGUCCUUUAGAAUAGCAAUGUCUUCCAUUUCUGUGCCACUGCUCUCCACAAAGAGCCUAACGUUUCUUUGUCGAACAUAAAGUACAUUUCUUUGUGUUUUGUGUUUUGGUUCUAUGUAUAUGUAUGUGUGUGCUCGGUCACUGUGUUAAGAUGUGGGUCGGUCUGUGUUCAGGAGUCGCACCAAGAACAUGAUGUGGUACGGGGUUCUGGGCACCAAGGAGCUGCUGCAUCGCACCUACAAGAACCUAGAGCAGAAGGUACUGCUGGAGGUAAGAAAACACAACAGUAACCAAGUGGGUGCAACUAAGGGUAUGGCCAUUUUGAGAUUUUGUCUGAAUAUCCCGGAUGGAGCCAAUGGUUUUUCAAUGGCUGUCAUCCGUUGCUGGAUGAAUGACAACAGAGAUUAGUUAAAAUUGUCCAACAAAAAACUUGUCAGACAAAGAACAAUAUAUCCGCCUUUGUACGUGUGCAACUCAUUCGGAAAAAAAGCAGAGAUGCGUUAAACUUUCGACAGACAAAAAAAACGGACAAUGAUGUACGUCAUAUAUUUUACGUGUCAUGCGCCUCAGUGUGCCGUACCCUAAAGAGACAUCCCAUAAAUCUAACCCUGACCCUAAGGGGCAAUCUGGGAUUGGCACAUCCGUUUUUGGACUUUUCGAUUAAUGUCUGGUGUUGUGAUUGUGGGAGUUUGUAUCAGAGCAUAUGCAGACAGUUUUGUUCUGUUACAAUAUGAUAAUAUGUGUGUUUAGUGCGACGGGAGGUCUAUCCCCCUACCCAGUCUGCAGGGCAUAGCUGUCCUGAACAUCCCCAGCUACGCAGGCGGCACCAACUUCUGGGGCGGGACCAAAGAGGAUGAUGUAAGUGUCAUCAAAACCCUCUCUUUGUGUUGUUGUUGCAUAACUACAAUAUGACUCAGUACUCACAUGUUUCUUCCACAUUUUUGUUUUUAAUGUUUUAAGCAUCUUUGGGUCUUUGUAAAGUGCUAUGUAAAUCACAAGUAUUAUUAAUAUUUGUAUAAUAAUGAUAAUUAUUAUUUAACCCCUUCCCUCUACAAAACCAGAAUACACCCAGCACAAAUCUAACCCACAUCACAUCAAUCCCCCCAGUCAGCGUUGUGUUUAUGUGUGACUAACCACAUAUGAGAUAUACUCUGAGUGUACAAAACAUUAGGAACACAUGCUCUUUCCAUGACAUAGACUGACCAGGUGAAUCCAGAUGAAAGCUAUGAUCCCUUAUUGAUGUCAUAGAUGAAGGGGAGGAGACGGGUUAAAAAAUUAUUUUUAAGCCUUGAGACAUGGAUUGUGUAUGUGUGCCAUUCAGAGGGUGAAUGGGCAAGACAAAAUAUUUAAGUGCCUUUGAACGGGGUGUGGUAGUAGGUGUCAGGCGCACCGGUUUGAGGGUGUCAUGAACUGCAAUGCUGCUGGGUUUCUCACGCUCAACAGUUUUCCGUGUGUAUCAAGAAUGGUCCACCACCCAAAGGACAUCCAGCCAACUUGACACAACUAUGGGAGGCAUUGGAGACAACAUGGGCCAGCAUCUCUGUGGAACGCUUUCGACACCUUGUAGAGUUCAUGCCCUGAUGAAUUGAGGCUGUUCUGAGGACAAAAGGGGGUGUAACUCAAUAUUAGGAAGGUGUUCCUAAUGUUUUGUACACUCAGUGUACAGUGUACAAUGCACAACAUAUACAGUGCAUUCGGAAAGUAUUCAGACCCCUUGACUUUUUCCACAUUUUGUUACGUUAAAGCCUUAUUCUGAAAUGGAUAAAACAAAUUUUUUAAAGUAUUCCUCAUCAAUCUACACACAAUACCCCAUAAUGACAAAGCAAAAAACAAUUUUUGUGAAAUUUUUGCUAAUGUAUUAAAAAUAAGUAUUGAGACCCUUUACUCAGUACUUUGUUGAAGCACCUUUGGCAGGGAUUACAGCCUCGAGUCUUCUUGGGUAUGACGCUACGAGCUUGGCACCUGUAUUUGGGGAGUUUCUCCCAUUCUACUCUGCAGAUCCUCUCAACCUCUGUCAGGUUGGAUGGGGAGCGUCGCUGCACAGAUAUUUUCAGGUCUCUCCAGAGAUGUUCGAUCGGGUACAAGUCCGGGCUCUGUCUGGGCCACUCAAGGACAUUCAGAGACUUGUCCCGAAGCCACUCCUGCAUUGUCUUGGCUGUGUGCUUAGGGUUGUUGUCCUGUUGGAAGGUGAACCUUCACCCCAGUCUGAGGUCCUGAGCGCUCUGGAGCAGGUUUUCAUCAAGGAUCUCUCUGUACUUUGCUCUUUUCAUCUUUCCCUCGAUCCUGGCUAGUCUCCCAGUCCCUGCCAUUGAAAAACAUUCCCACAGCAUGAUGCUGUCACCACCAUGCUUCACCGUAGGGAUGGUGCCAUGUUUCCUCGAGACAUGAUGCUUGGCAUUCAGGCCAAAUAUUUCAAUCUUGGUUUCAUCAGGCCAGAUAAUCUUGUUGCUCAUGGUCUGAGAGUCCUUUAGGUGCCUUUUGGCAAACUCUAAGCGGGAUGUCAUGUGCCUUUAACUGAGGAGUGGCUUCUGUCUGGCCACUCUACCAUAAAGGCCUGAUUGGAGGAGUGCUGCAGAGACGGUUGUCCUUCUGGAAGGGUCUCCCAUCUCCACAGAGGAACUCUGGAGCUCUGUCAGAGUGACCAUCAGGUUCUUGGUCACCUCCCUGACCAAGGUCCUUCUUCCCCGAUUGCUCAGUUUGGCUGGGCGGCCAGCUCUAAGAAGAGUCUUGGUGGUUCCAAACUUCUUCCAUUUAAGAAUGCAGGGGGCCACUGUGUUCUUGGGCACCUUCAAUGCUGCAGACAUUUUUUGGGACCCUUCCCCAGAUCUGUGCUUCUUCACAAUCCUGUCUCUGAGCUCCACGAACAAUUCCUUUGACCUCAUGGCUUAGUGUUUGCUCUGACAUGCACUGUCAACUGUGGGACAUUAUAUAGACAGGUGUGUGCCUUUCCAAAUCAUGUCCUAUCAAUUGUAUUUACCACAGGUGGACUCCAAUCAAGUUGUAGAAACAGCUCAAGGAUUAUCAAUGGAAACAGGAUGCACAUGAGCUCAAUUUCAAGUCUCAUAGCAAAGGGUCUGAAUACUUACGUAAAUCAGGUAUUUUAUUUGUUAUUUGUAUUUUUUUUUUAAUUUGCUAACAUUUCUAAAAACCUGUUUUCGCUUUGUCAUCAUGGGGUAUUGUGUGUAGAUUGAUGAGGAUUCUUAUUUUUUUAAAUCCAUUUUAGAAUUAAGGCUGUAACGUAACAAAAUGUGGAAAAGUCAACGGUUCUGGAUACUUUCCUAAUUCACUGUAUGUUCACACCCCCUGACUUUUGAAAAAUGUUGUGUUAUAGCCUGAAUUUAAAAUGGAUUAAAUUGCGAUUUUUUUUGUCACUGGACUACACACAAUACCCCAUAAUUUGAAAGUGGAAUUGUGUUUUUCAAAAUGUUUACAAAUUAAUAAAAAUAAAAAAGCUGAAAUAUCUUACGUCAAUAAGUAUUCAACCCCUUUGUUAUGGCAAGCCUAAAUAAGUUCAAGAGUAAAACUUUGCUUAACAAGUCACAUAAUAAGUUGCAUGAACUAUAAUAAUGUUUAACUUUAUUUUUGAAUGACUACAUACAAUUAUCUGUAAGGUCCCUCAGGUGUGCAGUGAAUUUCAAACAGAUUUAACCACAAAGAAGGACAGCUAUUGGUAGAUGCGUAAAAAUAAGAAAAGCAGACAUUGAAUAUCCCUUUGAGCAUGGUGAAGUUGUUAAUUACACUUUGGAGUGUGUAUCAAAACACCCAGUCACUACAAAGAUACAGGCGUCCUUCCUAACUCAGUUGCCGGAGAGGAUGGAAACUGCUCAGAGUUCACCAUGAGGCCUAACAGUUACGGUUUAAUGGCUGUAAUAGGACAAAACAACAUUGUAGUUACUCCACAAUAUUAACCUAAUUGAUAGAGUGAAAAGAAGGAAGCCUGUGCAGAAUAAAAAUAUUACAAAAUAUGCAUCCUGUUUGCAACAAGGUACUACAGUAAUACUGCAAAAAAAUGUAAUUUUUGUAUAAAGUGUUAUGUUUGGGGCAAAUUCAAUACAACACAUUACUGAGUACCACUCUCCACAUUUUCAAGCAUAGUGGUGGCUGCAUCAUGUUAUGGGUAUGUUUGUAAUUGUUAAGGACUGGGGAGUUUUUCAGGAUAAAAAAGAAAUGGAAUAGAGCUAAGCACAAUUACAAAACUGAGUUAUUCUGCUGUUUUGGCCUUUUGCUUCCUUAUUUACCUUAAUCUUUUAUUUUUGUCCCUCUGUGACACAGAUUUUUUCUUUUUAUGGGUCACUCAAGUCAAUACAUGUUAGAAUCACCUUUGGCAGCGAUUACAGCUGUGAGUCUUUCAGGAUAAGUCUCUAAGAGCUUUGCACACCUGGAUUGUACAAUAUUUGCACAUUAUUAUUUUUAUAAUUCUUCAAGCUCUUGUCAAGUUGGUUUGUUGAUCAUUGCUAGACAGCAAUUUUCAAGUCUUGCCAUAGAUUUGCAAGCCGAUUUUAAGUCAAAACUGUAACUAGGCAACUCAGGAAAAUUCAAUGUCGUCUUGCUAAGCUACUCCAGUGUAUAUUUGGCCUUGGUUUUAGGAAUCUGUCUCCCAGUGUCUGUUGGAAAGCAGACUGAACCAGGUUUUCCUUUAGGGUUUUGGCUGUGCUUAGCUUUAUUGCGUUUAUUUUUAUCCCCAAAACAAUUCCCUAAUCCUUGCCGAUGACAAGCAUACCCAUAACAUGAUGCAGCCACCACCAUGCUUGAAAAUAUGAAGAGUGGUACUCAGUGUUGUGUUGCAUUUGCUCCAAACAUAACGCUUCAUAUUCAGGACAUAAAGUUAAUUUCUUUGCCACAUUUUCUGCAGUUUUACUUGAGUGCCUUAUUGCAAACAGGAUGCAUGUUUUGGAAUAUUUUUAUUCUGUACAGGCUUCCUUCUUUUCACUCUGUCAUUUAGGUUAGUAUUGUGGAGUAACUACAAUAUUGUUGAUCCAUCCUCAGUUUUCUCCUAUCACAGCCAUUUAAACUCUGAAACUGUUUUAAAGUCACCAUUUUUAUUUAUUAUGGAUCCCCAUUAGCUGCUGCCAAGGCAGCAGCUACUCUUCCUGGGGUCCAGCAAAAUUAAGGCAGUUAUACAAUUUUAAAAACAUUACAAAACAUUUCACAACAGAUUUCACAACACAUUAAGUGUGUGCCCUCAGGCCACUACUCUACUACCACAUAUCUACAACACAAAAUUCAUGUCUAGUGUAUGUAUAGUGCAUAUGUUAUUGUGUGUGUGUGUACGCAUGUGUCUGUGCCUGUGUGUUUGUCUCUUCACAAUCCCCACUACUCCAUAGGAGUUUUUUUUUUUUUUGUUUGUUUUCUUUUUUUUAAUUUUUUUAUCUGAUUUUACUCCUUGCAUGAGUUAUUUGAUGUGGAAUAGUCAUGGCUCUAUGUAGUACUGUGCACCUCCUAUAGUCUGUUCUGGACUUUCUAGACUGUGAAGAGACCUCUGGUGGAAUGUCUUGUGGACUAUGCAUGGGUGUCCGAGUUGUGUGCUAGUAGUUUAAACAGACUGCUCAGUGCAUUCAAUAUGUCAAUACCUCUCACAAAUACAAGUAGUGAUAAAGUCAAUCUCUCCUCUACUUUGAGCCAGGAGAGAUUGACAUGCAUAUUAUUAUUAAUGUUAGUUCUCUGUGUACAUUUAAGGACCAUUGGCCUCGUGGUGAAAUCCCUGAGCGGUUUCCUUCCUCUCCGGCAACUAAGUUAGGAAGGACGCCUGUAUCUUUGUAGUGACUGGGUGUAUUGAGACGCCAUCCAAAUUGUAAUGAAUAACUUCACCAUGCUCAAAGGGAUAUUUAAUGUCUGCUUUUUUUUUAUGUCCCCAUCUACCAGUAAGUGCCCUUCUUAAUAAUAAUAAUAAUAAUAUACCAUUUAGCAGACGCUUUUAUCCAAAGCGACUUACAGUCAUGCGUGCAUACAUUUUUUGUGUAUGGGUGGUCCCGGGGAUCGAACCCACUACCUUGGCGUUACAUUGGCGAGGCAUUGGCGUUACAUUGGCGAGGCAUUGGAAAACCUCCCUGGUCUUUGUAAUUGAAUCUGUGUUUGACUGAGGGACCUUACAGAUAAUUGUAUGUGUGGGGUACAGAGAUGAGGUAGUCAUUCAAAAAUCACGUUAUACACUAUUAUUGCACACAGUGUGUGAAAUUAUUUAGGCAUGCCAUAACAAGACAUUUCAGCUUUCCAUUUUUAUGAAUUUGUAAACAAUUCUAAAAACAUAAUUCCACUUAUGGGGUAUUGUGUGUAGGCAGGUAACACAAUCUACAUUUAAUCUAUUUUAAAUUCAGGCUGUAACACAACAACAUUUUGAAAAAGUCAAGGGGUGUGAAUACUUUCUGAAGGCUCUGUAUAUGUGACGUGUCGAAGAGUGUUGCCACUCGACCAAUAUAUGUGGCAUAUACACUGAGUACAAAACAUAUGGAACACCUGGUCUUUCCAUGACAUAGACUGACCAGGUGAAUACAGAUGAAAAAUUCACUUUAGUCAGGGGGGAGACGGGUUAAAAAAUUAUUUUUAAGCCUUGAGACAUGGAUUGUGUAUGUGUGCCAUUCAGAGGCUGAAUGGGCAAGACAAAAUAUUUAAGUGCCCUUGAACAGGGUAUGGUAGUAGGUGCCAGGCGCACCGGUUUGAAUGUGUUAAGAACUGCAACGCUGCUAGGUUUUUCAUGCUCAACAGUUUCCCUUGUGUUUCAAGAAUGGUCCACCACCCAAAGGACAUCCGGCCAACUUGACACAACUAUGGGAAGCAUUGGAUUCAACAUGGGCCUUUUAGAGUUCAUGCCCUGAUGAAUUGAGGCUGUUCUGAGGACAAAAAGGGGUGUUUUGUACAAUCAGUGUAUGUAAAAAAUGACAUGUCCUCUUCCUUGCAGACGUUCACGGCACCGUCCUUUGACGAUAAGAUCCUGGAGGUGGUGGCGGUGUUUGGCAGCAUUCAAAUGGCUGUGUCCAGAGUCAUCAACCUGCAGCACCACCGUAUCGCACAG